Laccaria bicolor S238N-H82 is the source of this 3073-nucleotide messenger RNA. RefSeq lists its product as uncharacterized. Gene Ontology annotation, cellular component: cytoplasm; cell septum. Bases 1 to 2739 code for a protein of 912 amino acids. Gene Ontology annotation, biological process: positive regulation of G2/M transition of mitotic cell cycle; establishment of cell polarity. The transcript has 2 exons. Lineage: Eukaryota; Fungi; Basidiomycota; Agaricomycetes; Agaricales; Hydnangiaceae. The record is from RefSeq and is a predicted model, not a curated record.
AUGGCUGCUCGCACUUUGCAACCCUCAGAAUAUGACAUUCAACGGGAAGUAGAGGCACUAAGAGAUAUCAGGCGGCGUUCGAGUAACCCAGGUGCACUCGCUAUUGAUCCUGACCUGCCCAAUCAAUCUCCACCCUCUUCGCCCACUUCUACUUAUUGGUCCGGCAAGUCUGCUGCCUCCACUUCUGGGAGUAAGGAUGGAGAUUUCCCCGCUACCUCCAACGAUGCUAGGUCCCCCGUUGAUCUCAUAGGCCAUCGCGAUGAUGCCAGUCGUACGAGUGACACCGCCAACCCCAAUAACCCAGCGGAUGAUCCUUUCCACCUCUUCUGGGUUCCAGCCGGUCUUCACCCCGAGAUAGCACCUGCAGAGUUCCGCGCUUUUUUAAAGGAGCAUGCUCGUUCCCCUCCCCCGUCGGACGAUGAUGCCCUAGAACGGAGCAACUCCAUGUCUUCUUCCCUUUCCUCGAGAUCAAGCCUAAAUAGGAAGCGAUCGAUGUUGAGUCGACAAUAUCGACCUCAGGAAAAUGACGGGGUUGAGGAAGAGAAUGUCGUUCCUCUCAAACGGACCCGUAGUCGCUAUGUUACCCACCAAGGGCCCCCGCUGACCAUCAAUGAUUUGCAAAGAUUGGAAGAACUAGCGGAAGAGGCUACGGAUAGUGACGAUCCUUCCAAGCUGAGAAGCGUUCUAAGGAGGAGCUUAAGUCUCAAUCUGUCCCCCUCUGCUAUCGAACACAUGGAUGAGAUGCCCGACAUGGGUGAUGAAGCCGAUAUUCCCAUCAUUGUUCCCCCACCCGGUCAAAUCCUACGUCGCGCUGCUCGCACUAAAAUUCGCAAACCUGGUUUGCCGGGAGAUGGUGGAGGCCAUCGCUUUGGGGCCAGCCGACGUGGGGCCCCUUCCAAGUCUGGAACAGAGCAUCGAACAUCAAGUGAAUUAUCCUCCAGUGAUCAUGGUGAAUUGGAAUCGGCUAUAUCUGACCGUCGCAGAACUGUCUCCGACGAUGGAUACCACACCAACGGAAGGCCAGAUUCAUUCAGUGAGGAAGCAUCGAUCUUCGACGCGUAUGCUAGGGACGAUGAAGACGAGCCUGCUCCUGUUCUGAUAACAUCUCCACCGCCAGAAACCUCUCUGCCACUUCCAACAGAAGCAAGUUCUCAGCCUGUACCAGAGGUGAAACCAGCACUGCUGGAAGCUCUUGGCCCCGUCAUACACCACCCGCAACCUCAACGUUUGGUCGUUCAACAGCCUUCGAAUGAUCCUGUGCGAAUGCCAUCUCCUUCAGAGUCUCCCAUAACUCCUCUUACCUCCUACACGCCACCCACCUUGCAUCCUACGACGAGUCCCAGUCCACCUUCCCAUCACCAACGGAAAGAAAAAGAAAAGGACAAGGGAAAAGGCAUUUUUGGAAAGUGGGGUGGAGACAAAGGAGGGAAAAAGAGUGCGAAGGAUAAGGAGCGGGAGAAUCGCGAUCGCGCGGCUGCCGAAAAAGAAAAGGAAGCGGGCUUUUUUGGCUCUCUAUUUGGUGCGAAGAAGAAACAAGAUGCAGAAUAUCAAUCCCCAAUCACAGGUGGCGCAUCUGGUAGGGAGGCAGCACAGGCGCUACUUGGGGCCUCAAAGUCAUCCAAGUCUUAUGUUCCACCAACCUCUCCUGGGUUGGCACCAGGUGUUACGAAUUCCUUUGCCAGAUAUCCGUUGCACGUCGAGAGGGCAAUAUAUCGAUUGAGCCAUAUCAAACUGGCGAAUCCAAGGCGCCCCCUCUACGAACAAGUCCUAAUCAGCAAUCUAAUGUUCUGGUAUCUGGGCGUAAUCAAUAAGGCACAGAAUCCCCAACAGACAUCGGCGCAGGCGACAACAAAUGGUUCGCCAUCGACUGACACCCAGAACGCGGAGGAGAAGCAGGAGGAAGAUAAGGAGCGGAGGGAGCGGGAACAGAGAGAGAAUGCUGAGAAGGAGCGGUUGGAGCGAGAACGUUCAGAGAAGGAACAGAGAGAGAAAGAGAUGGAGAUGAAGAAAAAAGAAUCAGGCCGGCGCGGGUCGCUGACCAAGACGCCUGUAGGGGGGGCCGGCGGCCGUAGAGCUGAGAUGCCUAUUAAAGGACCUCAGUAUGAAAUGCAGCAUCGGGUCAUGGAACAAGAAUACGGUGGCUACAACGGACAACCACAACAAGGAGGUCGACCCCCCUCUGCACCAGCCGCCGCCAUGAAUGGCCCUCCUGGACAGCAAUAUCCACGUUCGCCACAGCCAUCGCAAUACCCAAAUAACCCGCCGAAAUUGGUACCAGCACCGCAAAAAUCGCAAUACCCCGACAAUUAUUAUUACCAGUCUGAAAACCAGCAACAGAGGCCAGGGCUUCCUCCAGGUGCAAUGCCUCCUGGAAUGGUUCAAUCCUCAUCCUCUCCCCCACAAAGACGCACAUCGCCGCCAUCAUCGUCGCAUGAACGCUCACGGUCCCCCCCACAGCAGAAUAAUGUAUAUCAACAACAGCAAGGCAGACAACAACAAUACCAUAACAAUGUCUCCCAGGAAAAUCUAGGCAUGAGUGGUGGGCACAAAUCUCCCGGACGGUCUUUGUCUGCUACUGCAACCACAUCCCUUGCGCUUCCCUCUACAAAUGGCAAUAUGCGCAAGGGGAAUAGUGCUCACGCCUCCUUGCCUCAACGUCCUAGAACGAGCGAGGGAAACAAGGGGAAUGGCGAGGAGGAAGACUUACCACUGUCGGUUUGGCAACAACGACGGAAGUAAAAAGAACCUUCCUGCCGAAAAUUUACACACUUUUUUCACUUCUGGCAUUUACAUCGUUCGCUACGUACAUUGGAAUGGAUUUCCCCAGCCCUUUCGUCGUCCAUCAUUCAUCAUAAUCAUUCCCUCUGCAUUGCAUCACUUUUAUUUUACCUCGUCCUUCUUGCCUUUUCGAAAAUUUCCUUUUGUCGCUAACCACUGUCACGCAACCUCCUCCUUUUUUGCCCCCCCUGACGGACGGACUUAGUAGUUUAAAUAAUAUGAUAUCGAACGUACGAAAGCAACAGGAGUGGUCUUUUGUGCUCCGUUGGCAUUCAAUGAUCGUAACUUAGGCGAU